AUGGCGCCCGUGUGGCCGGCACGAAGGGGGCGGACAGGGAGUUUGGGGACGCGUGGAGGAGUUUCACCGGUUGAAUUCAGAAAUAAGAAUGUGAAACGGAAAACGUGGCGACCUAAUCAUCUGCAAGCCUUCUCGGGGAGCGUUCGAGAAGGACAAGGCUUUGCAUUUCAAAGAAAACUCAAGAUUCAGCAAACUUAUAAGAAAUUACUCCGGAGGGAAAAGAAAUCUCAACCACCAAGUGAAUCCCCCUUCACAGAUUGGUAUCCUGAUCAUCUGAAACAUCUUUAUUUAGCUGAAGAGGAAAGACUCAGGAAGCAGCUUAGAAAAGCUGACCAGCCUCUGUCAGAAGAACAAGUUCAUCAGCCUUUGCCAGAAGACCAAGGUAGCAAUGACCAGGCUUUGUCUGAAGAACACUGUAGCAUUGAGCAGCCUCGGCCAGAAGAACAGUGUAGCAUAAGAAUAAACUCCAUUAAUAUUCCAAAGAAAAAUAAAAAGAAAACAUCAAAUCAAAAAGCGCAGGAAGAAUAUGAGCAGAUACAAGCCAAGCGAGCUGCUAAGAAACAAGAAUUUGAGAGGAGAAAACAAGAGAGAGAAGAAGCCCAAAGGCUCUACAAGAAGAAGAAAAUGGAAGUGUUCAAAAUACUGAGCAAAAAGACUAAAAAGGGCCAACCAAACUUGAAUUUACAAAUGGAGUAUCUUCUAAAAAAAAUACAAGAAAAAAAUUAA
Molecule: messenger RNA, 726 nt
Organism: Rangifer tarandus platyrhynchus (Svalbard reindeer)
Lineage: Eukaryota; Metazoa; Chordata; Mammalia; Artiodactyla; Cervidae
Source: the annotation of a GenBank genome assembly